AUGUUACAAACACCAUCUCGAGCUUCUACCGCCUCCUCCUCCUCUUUCCAGCCCAUAUCCCGCCAAAAUACCAUGUCUUCUUACGACGGCUCGCGCUCUGCGCGCCAGUCGAAGCGCUACUCGAUGUCAGCUCUCUACAUGUCGAUCUCUGCCAAUGAGGGAGAUCUACAGAUUGAAGAUGAGCUUGCCAAAGCACAAAAGGCGCUGCGUGAUCUCAAGUCUAAGAUCUCAUCACAGUCAAAGAAGAACUUCGUUUUGGAAAAGGAUGUGCGCUAUCUAGAUUCACGAAUCGCGUUGCUUAUUCAAAACCGUAUGGCCCUGGAAGAGCAAAACGAAGUUGCCAGUCAUCUCGAAGAUGCUCUUGAAAUGCAGCAGGGUGUCUUCCCUAACGACGAUAAAACUCAGAAAUACGGAAACCUUUUGUUUCUGCUCCAAUCUGAGCCUAGGCACAUUGCACAUCUCUGCCGACUUGUCUCGAUGUCCGAGAUUGAUUCACUGCUCCAGACUGUCAUGUUCACUAUCUAUGGAAAUCAAUAUGAAAGUCGAGAAGAGCAUCUCUUGCUCACUAUGUUCCAGUCCGUCUUGACAUAUCAGUUCGACAACACGCCAGACUAUUCGUCCUUGCUCCGCGCUAACACUCCCGUCUCUCGAAUGAUGACUACAUACACCCGAAGAGGUCCUGGUCAGAGUUUCCUCAAAUCCGUGCUUGCUGAUAGAAUCAAUGGCUUGAUCGAGCUGAAAGAUCUUGACCUGGAAAUCAACCCGCUCAAGGUCUACGAGCGAAUGAUUGAACAGAUCGAAGAGGAUACUGGCCAACUGCCUCCCCAUCUUCCUAAGGGAAUCACUGGCGAACAAGCCGCUGAGAACCCUCAGGUUCAGGCCAUCAUUGAGCCCCGCUUGACCAUGUUGACCGAGAUUGCUAAUGGCUUCUUGACCACGAUUAUUGAGGGCCUUGAGGAAGCGCCUUAUGGUAUCCGAUGGAUUUGCAAACAAAUCAGGAGCUUAACCAAGCGCAAAUACCCAGAUGCUAAUGACCAGGUCAUUUGUACAUUGAUCGGUGGAUUCUUUUUUUUGCGCUUCAUUAACCCUGCGAUCGUUACCCCGAAAUCUUACAUGCUUAUCGACGGAACCCCGGCCGAACGACCCAGACGAACUCUAACAUAUAUCGCCAAGAUGCUUCAGAACCUCGCGAACAAGCCGUCCUACGCCAAGGAGCCGUACAUGGCUAAGCUCCAGCCGUUCAUUCAUCAGAACAAGGAUAGAAUCAAUAAGUUUAUGCUCGAUCUUUGUGAGGUCCAGGAUUUCUAUGAGAGCCUCGAGAUGGAUAAUUAUGUUGCCCUAUCAAAGAAGGAUCUUGAACUUGAGAUUACUCUCAACGAAGUCUACGCCAUGCACUCGUUACUUGACAAGCAUCAUGACGAGCUGUGCAAGGAUGACAAUUCGCAUCUUGCUAUCAUUAUGUCGGAAUUGGGAUCAUCACCCCCUCAGUUGCCACGAAAAGAGAACAGAGUCAUCAACUUGCCUUUAUUCAGUAGAUGGGAGUCAGCUAUCGGCGAUCUGACAGCAGCAUUGGAUAUCACGCAGGAGGAGGUUUAUUUCAUGGAAGCCAAGUCGAUUUUCGUACAAGUCAUGCGGUCGAUCCCAGCAACUAGCGGGGUAGCCAGAAGACCAUUGCGACUAGAACGCAUUGCUGAUGCCGCAGCUACCAAUCGCAGUGACGCAGUAAUGGUUCGCAAAGGUAUCCGGGCCAUGGAACUUUUAUCCCAGCUUCAGGAACUGCGCGUUAUUGACAAGGCCGAUCAAUUCAGCCUACUCCGGGACGAAGUUGAGCAGGAGCUUCAGCACCUCGGAUCACUCAAAGAGGGUGUUAUCACCGAGACCCAGAAGCUGCAAGAAGUUUACAAGACGAUCCGUGAUCAUAAUGUCUAUCUCAACGGACAACUCGAGACCUACAAAAGCUACCUGCACAACGUUCGAUCACAGAGCGAGGGUACUAAGAGAAAGCAGCAGAAGCAGCAAGUCCUUGGUCCGUACAAGUUCACACACCAGCAGCUUGAGAAGGAGGGCGUCAUCCAGAAGAGCAAUGUUCCCGACAACAGACGGGCCAACAUCUACUUCAACUUUACCAGCCCACUACCUGGAACAUUCGUCAUUUCAUUGCAUUAUAAGGGUCGCAAUAGGGGUCUACUUGAAUUGGAUCUCAAGCUUGAUGAUCUGCUUGAGAUGCAAAAGGACAAUCAGGAUGACCUUGACCUGGAAUAUGUCCAGUUUAACGUGCCAAAGGUGCUGGCAUUGUUGAACAAACGCUUCGCAAGGAAGAAGGGCUGGAUGGCUGGUAGAAUUCGACAGCCCAUCGAUGAGGCUGCGCUUGAGAAAUACAUUUCUGAGCAUGUCCCAACCAUCAAAACACCGAUUGACCUCAAACAGUUUGGUUUCGGUCAAUCCAAUCCUACGUACCAGAUUACUGCUUCAGAUGGCCAGCGCUUUGUGAUGCGCAAGAAGCCACCUGGAAAGCUCCUUUCCAAGACAGCACACCAAGUAGAGCGCGAAUACCGCAUCAUGCAUGCUUUGGAGAACACUGAUGUUGCUGUACCCAAAACGUACUGUCUAUGCGAGGAUGACUCUGUUAUUGGCACACCCUUCUAUAUCAUGGAGUUUCUUGAUGGACGUAUCUUUGAAGACUUUACCAUGCCAGGCGUACAGCCCGCCGAUCGUGAGGCUAUGUGGCGCGAUGCCGUGAUAACAUUGGCACGGUUCCACGCAAUUGACUACAAGAAGGUCGGCCUAGAGAAGUUUGGCAAACCAUCGGGUUUCUAUUCACGACAGAUCAAGACGUGGGUAACUAUCUGUGGUAGCCAGGAGAAGGUCGUCGACAUUGAGACCAAGGAGCCUGUUGGAAAGCUCCCUCACUUUGAGGAAACGGUCCGCUUCUUCAAGAACGAGCGUCUGCAACCCAAGGACCGGGCAACACUGGUACACGGAGAUUAUAAGAUUGACAAUUUGGUAUUUCACAAGACUGAACCAAGGGUCAUCGGAAUCUUGGAUUGGGAGAUGUCUACUGUCGGCCACCCGCUCUCCGACAUUUGCAACUUUCUUAUAAACUUCUACUCGGCCAAAUCGCCCGGUGCGACUCCUUAUGACGCAUCCGGAUUCCUGCCUGGCAAGACGCCUGGUCUUCCACAACCAGACGAGAUCCUGGAGUGGUACAGGGAGGAGAGUGGAUACGAUCCCCGGGCUGAGGUUCCAUGGGGAAUGUCGUUCAGCAUCUGGAAGCUGGCUGGGGUUUGUCAAGGAAUUGCGGCGCGAUAUGCGCUCAGACAGGCGAGUAGCGAGAAAGCGAAACAUCACGCUGUGACGAGAGGAUCUUUGGCAAAGUUCGCUUGGGCAUUGGCUAAAGAGGCUGGCGCGGAUGAGACUGGGACGAAACUUACAGGCGGCCCAGAGAACCGCGAUGCCCUGUAUAGUUGCAUGACAGACCCUCAUAGUCACUUGCCUGUGUAUACCAACAUACACCGUAUUCGUCGCGACAUCAUCAGCGUUGUUGAGGACUAUUUGAGCCUCGCCCAGCUGCAGGAUCUGAGGAUUAAUGUUACAGUUGUGCGGCCGUUGGUUGAUAAGUUCUAUGGCCUCAACGACAUUUCUAUCAUCUACUGUUUGCUGGUUAAUCGAGCUCAGUUUCUCGAAGAGCAGUCUCAUCUCAAUAACCGUCACAAUGUCAACUUCACACGUGCUACUCUAUGUGAGCUCAUAGCUACGCGCAUCCUGAGACGCUUUGGUGAAGUGCAUGAUGAUGGCCACGACGGCCUUUUGCUUCUGGCUCAUAUUCUAGUCGCUGGCUUUGAACCCUUCCAGAAUGCCCCAGAAGAGAUUCGAGAUGAGGCAGAGCGCACCACCUCCUGGGUUGAUUACAAGACUCUGCCAUCUCUUGAGGUUGCCAUUGUCACUGAGAGCAAACAUUUCUUGAGUUCAGCGACUUGUCAAAAGGUCGUCAACGCCAUAUACGAGGGCCGAAUUGUCUAUACCCCCUCGACAUUUUGGGACAUUAUCCCCGAUCAUUACAAGUUGAAGCCCAUAUCUAUUUAUGAUCCUCGCGAGUCCCCUCUUCUCAAUCAAUAUCGCCUGAUUGUCCCUCGAACCAGAAAUGUCCUGGAGUCAAUCCAAUUCGCCACACUGCUCACCCUCUACGUUGCGGUUAUGGUUCUUAGAAGGAAAAGCCGCUAUGGACCAACAGAAGCAGCCUUUUCUAUCUUUGCUUUUGGAUGGGGGUUGGAUCAAUUUGCUACUAUUUUAGCACAUGGUUGGAACGUCUAUACCCAGAACCUGUGGUCAUUCCUUGAUGUGGCCUUUGUUCUCAUCUACUGGGUAUAUCUUGUAUUGCGGUUCCUGGGCUGGAAGCAUGGUGACGCGAACCUUGACGAACAGGCGUUUGAUGUGCUUGCACUCGCCGCUCCUGUCCUGGUUCCACGGCUUGCUUUUAAUCUCCUGAGCGACAAUCUCGUGUUCUUGUCCCUUAGGUCAAUGAUGGCGGACUUUUUCUUCCUCACAGCUCUAUCUGCCUGGUGUUUCUUGGGGUUUCUGCUUUCACUUCUGUGGCUCGGCGAGGGGGCACACCCCAUCCUAACAAUAUCGAAGUGGAUGAUCUAUAUUUGGUUUGGAUUGGAUGGAACAGGUAUCCAUCGAUCGACCGAGUUUCACUGGCUGCUAGGACCUAGUGUGAUGGUAGCCUUCGCUUUCCUCGGAAACACACUUUUCCUUACCAUCCUUGUAUCGAUGCUCUCCAAUACAUUCAGUAAUAUUUCGUCAAACGCCAUAGCGGAGAUCAGUUUCCGUCGAGCAGUUCUAACACUUGAGGGCGUCAAGGCUGACGCUGUGUUCGCAUACCAGCCCCCGUUCAACAUCCUCGCCGUAUUCCUAUUCAUCCCGCUUAAAUUCGUCGUGAGUCCGCGCUGGUUCCACAAGAUCCACGUCACGGCGGUCAAGAUUCUGAAUCUCCCUCUCCUGCUCAUCAUCGCUGUUGCUGAGCGCCGUCUGCUCUGGCCCUCCCGUGAGAUCGAAGACCCGACGGAGAUCAAAGCUCCACCCCCAACAAAGAGCCAGUUUUGGAAGAAGUGGCGGUUGACGGUUCACCGAGAUCUUCGCGCCGUCUUUCAAGUGCCGCCGCCUGAUACUGUCCACGACGACAUCGCUGUCGAUGACGAUCUCACGCAUCAUCUCAUCCGUCGACAGUUUACACGCAAUGCGACAAAUGAUAUAGAGCCCCGCAACCUACAUAACACCUCUAGGCCCGAUCCCGGCGCUCGACGUCCAUCACGACGAGAUUCUAUGUUUCCUGGGAUCCCACCCCAGAAGCUUCGAGGAUCUUUCUCCGAGAAUGACAUGUUUGAGGGAACUACAGAUAGACUGGCCAAUAUGGAAAAGGCGAUACGGCGCAUGGAAACGAUGCUAUCUCGCCUAGUUCCAUCUGUCGAGGACGCCAUCAGCGAUGAUGAGCUGGAGCAAAGCGGGACACUUAGGGGGGACAAUACUGCCGAGUCGUCAUUUAGAGGUUUAGCGGAUCGUGAUUCAUGA
This is a messenger RNA of Fusarium tjaetaba, 5568 nucleotides long. Its product is annotated as iq domain protein. The transcript is spliced from 13 exons. Gene Ontology annotation, cellular component: cell cortex. The coding region runs from base 1 to 5568 and encodes 1855 amino acids. Gene Ontology annotation, molecular function: GTPase activator activity; protein kinase activity; protein binding. Gene Ontology annotation, biological process: protein phosphorylation; regulation of actin cytoskeleton organization; regulation of GTPase activity. The record is from RefSeq and is a predicted model, not a curated record. Lineage: Eukaryota; Fungi; Ascomycota; Sordariomycetes; Hypocreales; Nectriaceae.